Aureobasidium namibiae CBS 147.97 is the source of this 2652-nucleotide messenger RNA. RefSeq lists its product as uncharacterized. Gene Ontology annotation, biological process: regulation of DNA-templated transcription; circadian rhythm. The transcript has 2 exons. The record is from RefSeq and is a predicted model, not a curated record. The annotation marks the transcript as partial. NCBI's taxonomy places the organism in Eukaryota, Fungi, Ascomycota, Dothideomycetes, Dothideales, Saccotheciaceae. Gene Ontology annotation, cellular component: nucleus; cytoplasm.
CACCCCCGGAGGCCGCCAGCUCAGCGCUCCGUCUCCCUCAGACACUACAACGACGCCUCGCUUGCCCCAAAGAACACCAAAAGCUCACAGACCGAAGCCUCCAGUGGCUCUCCGUCAAGUAACAAGCCUAACGUCAGCAAGGCCGACUCUGGUGAGAGCAGCAAUGCCGACAAGUGGUUUGACGGCGCCAACAACAACGCCGAUGGCAAAAACAUCUCAGCCCUCGACAACGAACCCCCAUUCUUCCUCCAACACUCGUCCUCGGAAGAGACUCCGAAUCAUGGAGGUCAGGGCGCAAUCUUGGAACAACAAGUCCCAAUGCACGCUCUGAUGCGCAAGAAUGACACCGAGGACAGUGGUAGCUCAGACUUCCGUGCUGUCAUCGACGAUCUCACCGUUCAGAAUAAGAAGCUCAAGAGACGUCUGAAGAAGUAUGAAAAGCUGCACGACGCCCACUUGAAGGACGAGAAAUUGUUCGAGGUCCGCGUCCAUGGCCUGUCGUCGACCAAGAGACGUGAGCUGGAAGACAUCCUUCGCAACUUUGCUGUGAGCGCUGCGGGUCAGACCAAUGCCGUCUCCGCUUCUCAAGCAAGCAACCCUUACGACCGCGCCGUCCCUACACUCAAGACCCACAAGACCGCCUCAUCAUCAUCAAACUUCGCCGACUCUGCUUACGCUUCCAACUCUGCCUCUGCCUCUGCAUCCGGCACUUCUAACUCCACCAGUCUUCAAAGUAGACAUCCUUACCGUCGCUCUAGCAAGGCCCGCACCAGCAACAUUCAGACCUAUCUUCACGACAUCCCAGAAGGCUUGCUGCCACAACACCCAGCAGCCAUGACCGAGUACUCGAGAAAGAAGCUCGUCGUUCGUCGUCUGGAACAGAUCUUUGCCGGCACCGGAGCUGGUAUCGGCGAUCAUCACCACCCUAUUCAGCAACAAGAGGUUUCUCAAAUGGCAGCCAAGGCAGACAGAAGCGCUCUGGAAGCCACCGGUCAGACUGCUAAGAUAGAGGGUAUCAGAGAAGCCCCAAUCAUGAAGGACGAUGAGGACCGAAGUGCCGAGGAUGCUAGCGGUCCCGAAAUCGCUCAAGGAACCGAACUGGAACAAAAGUCUGGCCUCUCACCUCAGCAGCGACCUACAAGACCUCUGGAUCUCGAUCCUCAUCGUGCCCAGAAUCCUCGCGAUAACUUCCAAUAUAUCCGCCAUCUAGGCUUCUCGCCACCUGAGCCUACCACUAUGCAGGCUCAUGAGGAAGGCCAUGGUUGGAUCUACUUGAACUUCCUUUUCAACAUGGCCCAGCUUCAUACUCUGAACGUCACUCCCGAGUUUGCAAAGAAAGCCCUGCUUGACUUCAGCACAAAGUUCGAGCUUUCAGAAGACGGCCGCAAAGUCCGCUGGAAGGGUGGUAGAACCAUCACCAGAUCAGCCAGCGAUACCGAUGGUAGUUCACCAUCAACCUAUGGCAACUCUUUUAACGGCACGAGCCCACAGAAACGCUCAAAAUCGUCUCAUCACAACGCUGGUGCCAAGAAGCGCAGAACGAUGGAAAAGCAGGACAGUAAAUUCGCUUACACUCCUCUCUUCUUCCACCGCACUAGUGAAGAUGACAGUGAUGUCUCUUCCGAAGAAGACGAAACCGAUUCUCAAUUCUUGGCUCCUCCUGGUGGAGAUUCCUCGGCCAUGACCAGCUCUGGUAUUCGCACUGUCUCGUUGAGACAGAAGAAGAAGACAGACAACGGCCCUAUCAUCUUCUACAACAACGCAAAGUUCUGUACCGAUCUUAGUGGUGAGCCGAAGACGGAAGCUGCCAUGAUGUACAACCCCAUCCUGUACCACACUACCACUGAGCAUGCACUCGGUAUUCCAAGACCUUCUGAAGCAAGCGCUACCGGUGUCAUGGAGUCUCGUGGUCCCCUCGACGAGGCAAAGGACCUUCCUGAAGCCAUGUGCCUUGACGACAACCCGAUACCUGAAGCUCUUGAGAUCAACUUCCCGGGGACCACACCGUUGUCUGAUGCGACUGGCGCAUCUGGACCAGCAAGAAACCCGAUCGACCUAGAGGCUUCUGGUAUUGGUGGUAUCUACCCUUCAGACAACUUCUCGGUCAACGUAAAGACCGAGCGUAAGCGCAACCAUGCCGCCAUGGCGCAGCCCAGACAACAAAAGCCAUACUCUGCUCGUAUUGCUGGGCUUCUCAAGGAGCGUAAACAGAAGGCCAUCCUGUUCGAAGAUGAUGUCGUCAGCACCUUUCACCAAGAGUUGCCUCCCUCUGAGCUGCCACCUGCCUCUUGCUUCAUGGACAUCGACGAAUACGAUGACGAUGAAUCCGAGUUCGAAGAUUAUCAAUCAAUCAUGCCUGACCUCGAUCGUGUCCAUGACGUUCCCGCCACAGCACCUCAAACUAUCGAUAUGCCCUACCUGAGCAGUGACGAUAGUGAUGAUGACGAUGACGAGGAAGGAGACAAGGAUGAUGACGCUGCAUCCGACGGCUCUCUCGAUCUGCUUGCAACUGCUCGCGAGCUCGACCCCCAGUCGAUUCAAGCACGUGAGCGCGAAUACGACGCUCAUAUGGCUGAGAGGAUGGCGGAGGAGAUUCCAGCUGGUAGCUCUGCUGCAACAGCAGGAGGUGGUAGUGGCUUCGCUAGCCCAGCG